This is a messenger RNA of Dichomitus squalens LYAD-421 SS1, 687 nucleotides long. RefSeq lists its product as uncharacterized. NCBI's taxonomy places the organism in Eukaryota, Fungi, Basidiomycota, Agaricomycetes, Polyporales, Polyporaceae. Gene Ontology annotation, molecular function: nucleic acid binding; zinc ion binding. The record is from RefSeq and is a predicted model, not a curated record. The annotation marks the transcript as partial. The transcript has a single exon.
AAAGUCCGCGCACCCAAUGUUUUUGACGGAGACCGCGACAAUCUACGCACCUUCCUCAAUGAACUCUUCCUGUUCUUCGAAGCACGUCCAGCCGACUACGCCACCGACCAGAGCCGCAUCGUCACCGCUCUGACGUUCAUGGACGGACCGAAGGUGAUCGCCUGGAAAGACGGAUACAUUGCUCAAGCCCGACGAAACGGCUGGAACACCUGGAAUGCGUUCGAGACGGUCUUACAACAGACCUUCCAGCCCAUCGAGGAAGCCGCUACGGCCGCCUCCAAGCUGUACCACCUCGACUAUCGACCUGCCGCACCAGACACCUUCAACGCGGAAUUCUUCCGCCUCUGCGCCCUCGCCGGUAUACUCGAAGACAGUGCUCAGCUGUCCUUUUAUAAGGAGCGUCUCCCAGAAAGCAUGCGACGACGGGUUCGCCUCACGUACCCCAUCCCCACCACCGUUAAUGAGUGGGCAGCACGGGUGUUGGAAAUCGAACACUCCAACUACGAGGAACGACACCUGCGCCAACUCGAGGGACGCUCCCGCAACGACCGACAGGGCCAAGGCACAAAGGGACAGUCCGCUCGUACCAACUCCAUACGACGAGUUGACGCUCCAGCCAUGAAGGAGGACAGAGAGAAGAAGCAAUGCUUCUACUGCCACAAGACUGGUCACAUCGCACGCGACUGC